This is a messenger RNA of Diachasmimorpha longicaudata, 2494 nucleotides long. Its product is annotated as START domain-containing protein 10-like. Gene Ontology annotation, molecular function: lipid binding. The transcript is spliced from 6 exons. The record is from RefSeq and is a predicted model, not a curated record. Bases 1 to 810 code for a protein of 269 amino acids. NCBI's taxonomy places the organism in Eukaryota, Metazoa, Arthropoda, Insecta, Hymenoptera, Braconidae.
AUGGACGUUGGGGUGGUGAAAAUUGCCGAGGACAAGGACUUUGAGAAGCUGAAGAAGUUGUACGAUGAUAAUAAUGAUUGGAAACUGGACUACAACAAGCCGGAUCUGUCCGUCUGGACCAAGUCUGUGCCUGGGAUCAGUUUUCGAAUGGUCAAGAUAAGGACGAGGUUCAGUGAUGUACAGCCGGAGACCCUUUAUGACGUUCUUCAUGACCCGGAGUACAGAAAAGUCUGGGACACACACAUGAUCGAAUCGAAGGACAUUGGAUUCUUCAAUCCUAAUAAUGACAUUGGAUACUAUUCGAUGUCCUGCACAUCCCCCUUGAAAAAUCGUGACUUCGUUCUCCAAAGAUCCUGGCUGGACACCGGUAGGGAGCAGCUGAUUAUCAAUCACUCGGUCUUUCAUAAAGAUUAUCCCCCUAAAAAGGGAUACGUGAGAGCUACAUCCUACCUCACAGGAUUCAUCGUGAGACCGUCGAGAAAUGGUGACGGGGCAGAGUUGGGGUACGUAUCCCACACGGAUCCCCACGGCAAACUCCCCGCCUGGUUGAUCAAUAGAGUCACACAGAUCUUCGCUCCCAAGAUGGUGAAAAAAUUGCACAAGGCCGCGGUGGCUUAUCCCACGUGGAAAGAGAAGAACCAUCCCAACUGCAGACCUUGGCACUACCCGGAACAGAUAAUGUCACCUCGAAUGCGCCUCCAAGAUUGCAUAAAGUCAAUUGAAGAGAAAAACAUGAAGAACAGCUACGUCGAUGAAUCGGACGUGAAAGACACGUUAGUCAAAGACAUAAUGAUGAUGGACUCUGACUAAUCAAGGGCAACACCGAGGCUCCAGCAACAUCAGUAUUAGUUCAGUCUAAGCACACGGAAAUGGUAACGAUGCAGUUGAGCCGAAAAUCAAAGAGCAAUGGAAAUUUUCAUUUCUUAGGGUAAGUCUACAUGUGAUGCUAAUCAAGUGCUCGUUCAUUUUUGUUUUAUGGUCGUUAAUAACAAUAAAGGCUGAUACUGUGACAGAAACCAGGGAUGGAUAGAUAGAUAAUUUAUAUUUCAAAUUCAACGGUGGCUUGUUUGGCCACUCAUUAGUGACUCUAGUGUUUUUUCCGGAGGUCAUGGAAUUUUUUAGUACUUCGGGGGGAUUGCUUGUCUUUUCUCAACGAUUUCUGCGUUUCUGAGGUGUAUAUUUGGCAAGUCUAAGUAUUGAAGAUGUCCAAGUGUUUUGGCUAUUUUUUAUUCAGUCUAAUAAAUUUAUUAUUUGAAAUUUGCCGGCCUGAAUCCAAGUCUCCAUAUCGAACCAUUAAAAAAUACUUCUAAAAUUCUAAAUGAAGUAUAUAUAAAUGUAUAAAUAGUAAUAAUAUUAAUAAAAUAUAAAUGAUAAUAUUAUGUGUCUAGAAAAAAAUCUUUCAACUUAAAAAUUGACUUUCAAAUGUAUAAAUCGUUUGUUCGGAAUAGUAAUGAUUUUUUUGUAGUUAUCUCUAUGGCAUUACAAAAGAUACUUGGACAUCUUCAUUUGGAUUAGUCAAUACAUUUUUAUCUGAAGGGGGAAGAGAGAGUGGAGCCACAUAAUGAGGAAGAGAUUUAAUUUUUUUUGAAUUGACAAGACUCUUGGCUCAAACGAUGAAUCCCUCCACUUCCACUUAACAUUUUCAUAUUUUCCAUUCCGCAUUUUUUAGUCGACUAGACAUGCCAAGAAUUUGCAUCGUAAAUUAAAAUUCAUACGCUAAUUGUAUUUAGACGGUUUCAUCUUAUGCUGUUGAUGUCAGUUACAAUUAAUCUCUUUUUCCUCCGCACAAGUUGCAGUAUGUGAUACAUAUCUAAUAACAAUUGCUGAUCAAUGAGUAAGAGGAUUCCAGAAUGUGAGGGUGGAAAUUUCGUUACAAAGUAUUUGUUAUUUUAAAGGGAAAAAAAAAUUCACCUUGUCCCACCCCUCUCUCUUUCUCGCUCUUGUCCAAAUUAGUUGCCCAGACGAUAAAUUCAAAGUAAAUUUAUUCAGAGUUUUACCGUACAAAUUUCUAUUGAAUUACCGAGCUUUUAAUCACUCCUCAAUAGUAUCAAAAUGCUAUUAAAAUAAAGGGCUGUGCAUUGAACGAACUGAUCGGAUGCGUUGUUUUAUAAUGACUAAUAAGCUUAAUAUAGAUUAAAAAUUCAAAUAGCCAAGUGUGAGGACGUGGAACUCCACUCGUGACAGUGAGAGUAAUCCAUACCGACGAUUCAAUAAGAUCCGUAUGCUGUUUGUAAUAUAAUACACGAAGUCGUUGAAUAAUUCUUAAAAUAAAAGUCAUAUGCAUAACGACACGUGAUGGACACUGCAGCUCUUGAAUUUUUAUCCAGAGGAUGAGGAAUCAGCCGGUAUUAUUACUAAUAUUUAUUGAAGUCAUUUAUGUCACGUUCUUGUAUUGCACUUUGUAUAUAAACAUUUAUCUUAAUCAAUAUAUAACUUGUUAAAUCAUGAAAACGUUUCACAGUCAAUCUCCCUAAUUAAUCCCAAAUUUUUUUGC